CUGUCCUCAUCAACGCGGACGACCGAUUCAAGAACGAAAAGAUGGCGCUCGCUGUUACAGACCCUUUCAACAAGUUAUCGCCGGAGCUUCGUCUCCAGGUUCUCGUAUCGACUCGCUGUAAAUCGUCGAUAUCACGCACAAUCCAAGCCUCUCCCAUUAUGCUUCAACAAUAUCUCGCGCACAAGAAGUAUAUCAUACGACAAGUGCUUGCGGCCGAAUUUGACGCGGAGAUGAUACAGGACGCCAUGGCAAUUAUCUUACUUCCAAGUCCACGAGGCUCUGGUAGGGAGCCUCUACGCAAGCGUCAAUCACAGCCUAUGCGUGCACACUUGCGGGCUUGGGCAAAUUCUCAACUGCCCGAUCCACUCAAGGGUAACAACGACCACCUGCUCAGUCAACUGAACAAAUUACAUAGUCAACUUCUUCUUCUGAUCGAGGAUUACAUCACCAAAGCCACCGCUUCCUUUCCCCGGCGGGAAUAUCUUUGUCUACCGCAGACCCAGCGGUCACUAUCUGAAGGACAUCUUAUGUUCAAAGGUCUCAAGGUAACACCACGAUUCAAUUCCGCCAGUCUCACAUUUCCAGAACGGAAAAGGUUUGUCAAAGCAUUUCUGGUGUACGAGCUAUUAUCCAUGGUUAGCAAUGUCCCUUAUGUUCCCGAUCUACGGCGGCGUCGAAUCAGCAAUGCCGAGCAUGAAGCUGUUGGUUGUGUCCACAACUAUGUCUGGUCUCUAUACGAGGCAAUAUUCGCUCAAUGCAACGAUGUUUGCCUUCCGCCCAUUUCGACGACUCCACUUGGAACUGGCCUAUUCUCUCCCAAUAUUGUUAAUUUUGACGCAGAAACCAAAGCAAGACUCAAGUGUUUGCUUGGUCGUGACAUUAAGACAGGUUUCUCAACGCUUGGGUAUGGUCGUCUCACCGAUUUUCUUCGGUACGAUAUGGCCAAACCAGGUGAGAGAGAAGCACUCAAGGUACAACUUGAACAUGUCUGGUGUUUUGAGGACCCGAUAAACUCUUUCCGAUGGGACAUGUGCCUUCAUGGCUUAUUUAAAUGGAAACGAAAAUACCAAAAUGGUUGCGAAUCAUCUAUGUACACGCAACUUUCUUUGAACCACAAAGAGAAACUCCGAUACAUGAUCGGUCAGCAGCGUGCUUGGGUGUUCUUUGAUGACAGUCGAUUUUACCCCCAAGAGAGCACUGAACGACCAGACUGCCUAUCAGCAAAGUUCUUCACGGAAGAACCUAUUGAGAACGAUGCUAUCGAAGGUUGGUAUUCCAAAAUGAGAUGGGCAAGAUUUUUGCGAUGAUCACAACAGUGGCAUGGCGAGCAGAUCCCUGCUAAUAAUUCAAACUUCAUCACGCCUGACGGUGGAAAUAUCUGUUAUGGUGAAAUCUGGUUGCCUUUGUUGAAAUGGGGGGUUAACAAGAGUGAUUGGGGACUAUCAUUGGCAUAUGAUAUUUGGGCGCUUGGGAUUUUCUGCAAUGGAAUUUGGUUCGCUUCGUUAAAUGGAGAGGUUGCUUCUAGUUGGAGUUAAGUCAAGGUCCUUUUUUAAAAAUAUUGUCUCCAAACCACAGGCUAAUGUGAAAUCGACGAGAUAUUUGCAGUAGUAAGGGAAAAGCUAAUCAGUUUAGUCUGGCUAUCUAAGGUAUUGAGCGACUAUUCGCAACUGCCCC
Molecule: messenger RNA, 1674 nt
Organism: Fusarium redolens
Lineage: Eukaryota; Fungi; Ascomycota; Sordariomycetes; Hypocreales; Nectriaceae
Exons: 1
Coding region: 42-1307 (421 amino acids)
Source: RefSeq, a predicted model, not a curated record